AAACAUAUUAUGGGAUAUCUACAGAAAAGGGAACUAGAGAAAAGAUUGGAGUUGAGCAACCUUCCAGAUAAUUUUCAAUAAAGUGUGUAGCUGUUGUCGCAUUCGUCAUCCUUCAGGGUUCUUGCUCAGAGCUGACAAGGGAUACAUACGAACCGUAAAUGUGAGCUCCCUGUGGUUCCUGUGUGGAGCGGGCACUCUUGGUGCCAGCGGACAACCUCAUUAGCGUCAGGAUCAAAGAUGGAGGACGAUCUAGAGCUGGAGUCUGAGGGUGCUGGGGCCUUGGCUGCUAAGUCUGUCAGGAAAAACAUUUCAUUGAAGCUCAAAGCUAAGUCCAAGUCUGCAUCAAGUUUAGGAAGGAGCAAAAAGAAGGAGAGCAAAAAUCUUGAAAAGAAGUCAUCAAUUGAUGAGAAAGAUGCCGCCAGGAAAAGAAUGCACUCCCCUGCCGCUCAUGCCCCCCCAGGACCUGCCCCAGUGGUGGUCAAGGAGAUGGAGUGGAACCACAAGAUUAUGAUUAUAGGACAAAAGGUUCAAGAUCCAUUGUUGCACCUCUGUGAGAAAUGUUCUUUACCAAUCCUGGUGUAUGGAAGGCUUAGUCCCUGCAAGCAUUCUUUUUGCUUGUCUUGUGCAGAGAAAGGAGCUGGAAAAUGCCCAAGGUGUGGAGAAAAUGUCCAGCGGAUUGAGAGAGCUCCUCUGGGUAGCGUCUUUGUGUGUUCAAUCGGAGGCAGCCGUUAUGGGAUUUCAGGGUGUAGGAGGAGCUACUUCUCUCAGAGAGACCUGCAGUCCCACAUCAAAAGGCGUCACCAGAGGGACCAGGGCGGGGACGAUAGUGAUGGUAACGAGGGUGAGACAGAAGUGAACCGUGCCAUGUUUCCACACGUUGGUGCUGGGGUCCCAUUUUUUCUUCCCCCACCCCCUAGGAAUGGGGUACCAGUGAUGCCCCACCCCCUUGGUCCUGGGGAUAGGCCGUAUGGCAGUGUCCCCAUGGCAGCAGCAUCUAUGGAUGCAAGACACUUUGUGCCCACUAUGCCAAGGGAGCCAUUCUUCAUGGAGGCCCAGAGGCCCCAACACCCUCCAGUCGGUGGAUUCCCAGGCCAAGCUCCUCCGCACAUGCCAACACAUGUACCUCAAGCAGGAUUCCCACAUCCUGAUCAACCACAGAGAUUACAAGAAGUGCGUGGUGAUGCCAGACAGUCAAGGGCUAUGCCUGGACCAUCUGUGAUCGAUGAACCAUUUGGACAAGCUCGUGGGCCCGCAGGUCCCACCUUCAGAUUUACUGGACCUGAACCUGAGGUGCGUCAAGGAGGCAACUGGCCACCUCGCUCAGAGGCCGACUGGAUGCCAGACAGAGGGCCCGCUAUGAGAGCAGAAAGGGACUGGAUCAUCCCUGCUGGACGAUCAGACAGGGGUGAAUGGGUGCCGGCCAGACCUGAGGGAAACUGGCCGCCCCAUGGGCGUGGUCCAUUACCAGGGGACUCGCACUAUAGACCAAUGUUUUAGGUGUCUUUGAGUUUAUUUCAUUGAUAGCAUCCUUGAAGAUGGCUGCUUCACCCAGGGCCUGUCGCUUCAUAAUUGAACUACACGCUGUAUGAAUAAGGAGAUGAGGAAGGGGUUUCUACAGAUGCUAGACCAUAGAUAAUUGCAGGGAGGUAUUUUAUCCGUUUACGUAGAUUGUACAGUAGCAGUCAGAGUUGCAUGCCCUUUCUAGGUAUUUCAGUGUCCUGGUGUAAGCAGGCUGCAGAGCCAGCGAUACCUGGGUACCGCUAAUGUAAAAGUGAGCAGAGGAAUUCGUGAGUAUUCAAGUAAAAAACUGAUAUCUAUAGUCUUAGUUGAUUUGGAAGUUUGAAAUAAAGGUAAACCCGGGAUUU
Molecule: messenger RNA, 1865 nt
Organism: Nematostella vectensis (starlet sea anemone)
Lineage: Eukaryota; Metazoa; Cnidaria; Anthozoa; Actiniaria; Edwardsiidae
Product: E3 ubiquitin-protein ligase Hakai
Exons: 6
Coding region: 238-1497 (419 amino acids)
Biological process (GO): regulation of cell adhesion; protein ubiquitination
Molecular function (GO): ubiquitin protein ligase activity
Source: RefSeq, a predicted model, not a curated record